UGGAGGUAAGAGUUCCCUGCCUAGUCCCCGUUCCUCCAGGCUCCCAGAAGUCUCCGGUCAGAGGGCCCAGGCAGCCUCUGCAGCUCUUGUCUGCUGGAACCAUGGACUGGCAACAGUUGUGGCUGAGCUUUCUACUUGCCCUGACUGUCUCAGGCCGGGCUCUGGGGCCAACAGAGAAGGAGGCAGUCUUGGAUUAUCUGUUGCAGUAUGGAUAUCUACAGAAACCUCUAGAAGGAGCCGAUGACUUCAGUCUAGAAGAUAUCACAGAGGCCCUAAGAGCUUUCCAAGAAGCAUCCGACCUGCCAGUUUCAGGCCGGAUGGAUGAUGGCACAAGGGCCCGUAUGAAGCAGCCCCGCUGUGGUCUGGAGGAUCCCUUCAACCAGAAGACUCUUAAAUACCUGCUUCUGGGUCGCUGGAGAAAGAAGCACUUAACAUUCCGCAUCUUGAACCUGCCUUCCACACUCUCACCCUCCAGAGCCCGGGCCGCCCUGCAUCAAGCCUUUACGUACUGGAGCAACGUGGCCCCCCUGACCUUUCGGGAGGUGAAGGCUGGUUCGGCGGAUAUCCGCCUCUCCUUCCAUGGCCGCCAAAGUCCAUACUGCUCCAAUACCUUUGAUGGGCCUGGAAAGGUCCUGGCCCAUGCCGACAUCCCAGAACUUGGCAGUGUACACUUCGACAAAGAUGAAUUCUGGACUGAGGGGACCUACCAAGGAGUGAACCUGCGCAUCAUCGCAGCCCAUGAAGUGGGUCAUGCCUUGGGCCUUGGGCACUCCCGAUACACUCAGGCACUCAUGGCUCCCGUCUAUGCUGGCUACCAGCCCUACUUCAGGCUGCACCCAGAUGAUGUGGCAGGGAUCCAGGCUCUCUAUGGCAAGAAGAGUCCAGAGACAGAGGAUGAGAAGGAAGAGAUCGAGAUUUCCACUGUGUCACCAGUAACCACAAAACCCAGUCCCAUGCCAACCCCCUGCAGCACUGAACUGGAUGCCACGAUGCUGGGACCUCGCGGGAAGACCUAUGCUUUCAAGGGGGACUACGUGUGGACUGUAACAGAUUCAGGGCCAGGCCCCUUGUUCCGCGUGUCUGCUCUUUGGGAGGGGCUCCCUGGAAACUUAGAUGCUGCUGUCUACUCUCCUAGAACAGGAUGGAUUCAUUUCUUCAAGGGGAACAAGGUGUGGCGCUAUGUGGGUUUCAAGAUGUCUCCUGGCUUUCCCAUGAAAUUCAACAGGGUAGAACCCAACCUGGAUGCAGCACUCUAUUGGCCUGUUAAUCAGAAGGUGUUCCUUUUUAAGGGCUCAGGUUACUGGCAAUGGGACGAGCUGACCAGAACAGACUUCAGCCGCUACCCCAAACCAAUCAAGGAAUUGUUUACUGGAGUGCCAGACCAACCCUCCGCAGCGAUGAGCUGGCAAGAUGGCCAAGUGUACUUCUUCAAGGGCAAACAGUAUUGGCGGCUUAACCAGCAGCUUCGUGUGGCGAAGGGUUAUCCCAGAAACAUCACACACUGGAUGCACUGCAAUCCUCAGACUCCGGACACAAGCUCGUUAACUGGGGAUAUUCCUCCCUCAACCACAGACACAAUCUUGGAUACCACUCCUUCAACCACGGACUCAAUCUUGGACAUGAUUCCCUCAGCUAUGGACUCUGUCACGCUUUCAUCCCCCACUAACGUCACCCUGCAAGGGGCCUAUGACUAAUCAGUGUCUGCUCAUUAGGACGGUGUGGAUGUUACAGCAUUGGCCCGGGAUAUAGGCCUCAUGGCCCGAAUGUUCUAAUUCUGGAUACCACUUUCUUGUGCUCCUAGAGGGUGCCCCUGAAUUCUGAGUCAGUCCCCAAUUCCCAUUUCUCCUUGUCACAUAGCUCUUUCA
Molecule: messenger RNA, 1865 nt
Organism: Microtus ochrogaster (prairie vole)
Lineage: Eukaryota; Metazoa; Chordata; Mammalia; Rodentia; Cricetidae
Gene: Mmp19
Product: matrix metallopeptidase 19
Biological process (GO): collagen catabolic process; proteolysis; extracellular matrix organization
Cellular component (GO): extracellular matrix
Molecular function (GO): metalloendopeptidase activity; zinc ion binding
Source: RefSeq, a predicted model, not a curated record